AUGGCACCCUCCUCCUCCACCUACGAUGUGUUCCUCAGCUUUUGUGGAGUUGAUACUCGAUUCGGUUUCACUGGGAAUCUUUACAAAGCUCUUCACGAGAGGGGAAUCAACGCCUUCAUAGAUGACAAGAAGCUCGAGAGAGGGGAGGAAAUCACGCCGUCACUUCUCAACGCAAUUGAACACUCCAAGAUUGCCAUCAUUGUUCUCUCUGAGAACUACGCAUUUUCGUCAUUCUGUUUAGAUGAACUUUCCAAGAUCCUUGACUGCAUGAAGGAAAUGGGUCAGUUGGUCUGGCCAGUUUUUUAUCAAGUGGAUCCUUCUGAUGUGCGGAAGCUGAGCGGGACUUAUGGAGAAGCCAUGGCUAUGCAUGAGCAGAGGUUCAAGGAUAACUUGGACAGGUUGAUCAAUUGGAAGAUUGCUUUGUAUGAUAUUACUCAAUAUUUAAGAAUUUCUUAA
Messenger RNA from Lotus japonicus, 456 nucleotides. Its product is annotated as disease resistance protein RPV1-like. Bases 1 to 456 code for a protein of 151 amino acids. Lineage: Eukaryota; Viridiplantae; Streptophyta; Magnoliopsida; Fabales; Fabaceae. The record is from RefSeq and is a predicted model, not a curated record. The transcript has a single exon. Gene Ontology annotation, biological process: signal transduction.